UGAUAACUUGAUAAUGUUUUGAUUGAGAGCGUACCUAGCUGCCAGUGCUUACGUUCUGCACUUUGCGUGUGAACUGUCUGCCAUGUUAGGUAUGGCUUUUUAUGAUUUCUACGAGUCGCAGGGCCCGUUUUCUUGUAAUGUUUUUAUGGGAGGGCAAUGUACCUGAAGAUGCACGUUGUAAAAGUGCGUUAGGCAUCCCUUGGCGAAUGACGCUGAUCCGCAGCUGUUGUGGGCGGCCUCAUUGAUUGUCCCCGUUUAUGUUCCUCCGUAUACCCAGAAGUCAAUCUAGUGUGUUUUCGUCUUUCCAAUUAUUGCAUCAUGAGUGAGAGAAACCUGGAAGAAGAGCAGCCCGCAGCUCCAAAAUGCACGCCCAACUACGACACCAGUGAUCCACUCCAGCAAGAGGUCACGCGCAUACUCCGAGGUUUCAAAAAUGACAUUCUCGGCAUCACAUUCCUAGGCAACGAUGGCGUCUUGCGCUCUUUGACUGCAGAUCGAAAAGUGCUAUCUGCAGAAGGCCUUAGCCCUGAAUUCAUCGAAGCUUUUUUGGCUCGCUUCCCGGAAGAAUACAAGGCGAAGAUGACGGAUCCUGUGUUCGCAGAUGGCACCAAGACACCGAAGGAGAAGUGGUACGAGCCAGACCCAGGGAGCCUGCCGGAGCCGUUGUCGCAGGAGGAGAUCGAAAAGGUCAAAAACCAACCCGAAGAGCGGAAGAACAUACUGCGGAAACGGUUGCAAGAGGACAAGAAGUGAGUCGUGAUGGCAUGUUAUGAUACGGCUACUAAUAAUGCAAAGCCUCUUAGAUGUGACUGGGGUUCUUGCUUGAUUGUUCAA
Messenger RNA from Alternaria alternata, 834 nucleotides. RefSeq lists its product as hypothetical. The transcript has 2 exons. Bases 319 to 753 code for a protein of 144 amino acids. The record is from RefSeq and is a predicted model, not a curated record. NCBI's taxonomy places the organism in Eukaryota, Fungi, Ascomycota, Dothideomycetes, Pleosporales, Pleosporaceae.